Parasteatoda tepidariorum (common house spider) is the source of this 1646-nucleotide messenger RNA. It is a transcript of the gene Tcs4, whose product is annotated as Threonyl-carbamoyl synthesis 4. The record is from RefSeq and is a predicted model, not a curated record. Lineage: Eukaryota; Metazoa; Arthropoda; Arachnida; Araneae; Theridiidae. Gene Ontology annotation, biological process: tRNA threonylcarbamoyladenosine modification. Gene Ontology annotation, cellular component: mitochondrion.
UAUAACCACGUUUACCGGUAAAUAUCAAUCGAAUUCAAUUAUUCUAGUUUCUUGCUGAAUGAAAAAAUUUAAUAUUAGUCUUGUUAGAGAUCAUGAAUUUGAAUGCACUUUUUCUAAAACGAACAGUAUUUCAUAAACUAUUUCGUCACUGCUGCUCAAAAAAAGUAGUUUUGGGCAUUGAAACAAGUUGUGAUGAUACUGCAGCAGCUGUUAUCGAUGAGACAGGAAAAAUUCUUGGACACAAAUGCGAAUCCCAGAUGAAGAUACAUUUGGAGAAUGGUGGUGUAAUACCUCAUAUUGCUGUUCACUUUCAUCGGGAAAAUAUCGAAAGUGUGGUAUCUUCUUCAUUAGCAAAAAGUGGACUUUCUUUAGAAAAUAUUUCUGCUGUUGCCGUUACCACGAAACCAGGUCUUCGAGGUUCGUUGUUAGUUGGCUUACAACAUGCAAAGAAAGUAGCGAAAGCUUUUUCCAAGCCCUUGAUUCCUAUUCAUCACAUGGAAGCACACGCUCUAACUCCUAGGCUUAAUAAUGAGAUUCCUUUUCCUUUUCUUGCACUUCUGGCAUCUGGAGGACAUUGCCAGAUAGCUCUUGUCAAUAGUGUGGAUGAAUUCCUGCUUUUGGGAAAUUCUUGCCAUAAUUCUCCUGGUGAAGUGCUAGACAAGAUAGCUAGGAGACUGAAGUUGCAAAAUUUGCCCUCUUGUCGUGGGUUGAGUGGAGGUCAUGCAAUAGAGGUGAUGUCUGAAGGUGGUGAUCCGACAGCCUAUUCUUUCCCUCAUUCCCUUCUUCACUACAGAGACUGCAAUUUCUCUUUUUCAGGAUUCACAUCCACACAAGUCAUUGAGGACGAAGAAAAGAGAUACGAUGUUGCUGCUGACGGAGUUAUACCGAAUGUUCGAGAUUUUUGCGCAUCACUUCUUCAUGGUUAUUCCCUGCAUUUGUCUCACAGGGUCGAACGUGCCUUUGAAUUCUGUAAAAUAGAAAAUCUGAUGAGUGACCAGCAUCGAGCUCUCGUCUUUUCAGGUGGAGUUGCUUGUAACUCCUACAUAAGGAAAUACCUUCAACAAAUGUGCACUCAGUUGAAUUCAAAAUUUUUUCCUGCACCAAAACAUUUGUGUAACGAUAACGGAAUCAUGAUUGCCUGGAAUGGAAUUGAGAAACUGAGGAAAAAUAUUGACAUUCUCUAUAACUUUGAUGAUGUUCUGCCUGAUCCUGAUUGCCCUCUAGGAAUUGAUAUGACUGAAACUGUUCGCAAAGCAAACAUUAAAGUUCGAUUACCGAGAAUAAAUGUUAGUGCUGGUUGAGAAAUGUAUUAUGUGCUGAUUGAAGAUUUAUUUAUAAGAAGUGCCUCUGGUUUGGAACUCUGAAAAGUACAAAUACUUUAUAUUGAUUGGGACUUGAAAGUCUCCAUAGAAGGAGAAAAAGAAACAAUUUUGAAAUGAAUCAAAACAUUUUUACUAAAAGGCCAUUUUCAGAAAACGAUCCUUCAAAAGUAGAUGUACAGAUUUCGGUUUCUGAAAGCUUUAACUGGAUACGAAGAAAGUAAGAAAAAAACCCAGGGUAGACUGUUUAAAGUUUUACGGGGUAUCUGCACACCUGGAAAGUCAUGGAUUUCGGUAUUGAAGAAAAUUUGUCAUGAAAUGGUAUGA